Molecule: messenger RNA, 1881 nt
Organism: Daldinia caldariorum
Lineage: Eukaryota; Fungi; Ascomycota; Sordariomycetes; Xylariales; Hypoxylaceae
Product: 1-acylglycerol-3-phosphate O
Exons: 2
Coding region: 413-1318 (301 amino acids)
Biological process (GO): phosphatidic acid biosynthetic process
Cellular component (GO): endoplasmic reticulum; membrane
Molecular function (GO): 1-acylglycerol-3-phosphate O-acyltransferase activity
Source: RefSeq, a predicted model, not a curated record
AAAUUGCCCAGAUGACCGGGAACUACGAAGGUACCAGUGUACAAAGCUCAAAAAAAAAAGUUGCCGCCCCUCAACAAAAUCCAGCUUCUGUCCAGUUGGCAUUUCAAAGUUCAACCCAGUUGUCGGUGAGAAAUCACUUCCACUUCCACUUCCACUACCUAGAAAAAGAUUCUGCCGGCAAUCUUCCUUCGUAUCCCCUCUAACUCCCCUCUAAUCUAGGCUCAGUACUACGAUGGGACAAGGCAUAGACAUGGACUUAUGACUAUGAAAGUAACCGUGAUCGUUGUGAAGAGUUGUCCAAUAUAAAUUCAUCAUUUUAAUUCUUCACGAAUAUAGCCCGCUAAGACCUAGACCUCGAUUUUCUCUGCGCGACGCCGUCGCCCGUCAUCCAUCUCUAUACCUAACACAAACCAUGUCCUUUCUUUCGAUCCUAGGUUACUUCUUCGGGGGUUACCUCGUUCUUAUUAUCACCCUACCUAUGGUUUCUGCCGUCGCCCCCAUCGUGGGCUUUGCCGCCCGCACGCUGUCUGCCUACAUCUCGAUACUAAUAUGUGCUAUCUUUGGCUUAUUCGCUUCGAUAUUCCUACGAAUAAUCGGUCGCGAGCAAAUUGCGCAGUGGACAACAGCACGUGCUUUCAAAUACGUUAUGGCGGUUACAUUAGGAAUCACGUUUGAAAUCGACGAUCCGAACCGAUAUCUCGAAACCGUUAGGCCAGCCGUAUUUAUUGGAAAUCACCAGAGCGAGUUGGAUGUUCUUAUGCUUGGAUGCAUGUUCCCCAAGUACUGCAGUGUAACUGCCAAGAAGGCGUUAAAAUAUGUACCAUUUCUGGGAUGGUUCAUGACACUGAGCGGCACAAUCUUCAUUGACCGGAAAAACUCGAAGGACGCAAGACAGGCCAUGGCGGGUGCUGCUAAGGAAAUCCAGACUCGAAAACAGAGCGUUUACAUGUUCCCCGAGGGCACUCGCAGCUACGGAAAGGAACCCGGCCUUUUACCUUUCAAGAAGGGCGCUUUCCACCUUGCUGUCCAGGCUGGUGUACCCAUCGUCCCUGUGGUAGCGGCAAACUAUUCGCACGUGCUGUACAUCAAGGAUUUUGUAUUCAGAUCCGGGAAGAUCCCUGUAAAAGUACUCGACCCGAUUCCCACCGCUGGAUUGAAACCCGAAGAUAUCGACGAGUUAACUCGCAGCACGCGGGAGCUUAUGCUUAAGGAGAUAGUAGCCUUGACUGAGAAGGCUCAAGGCAAACCCAUUGCCAUACCUGCUGAGAGUGGUGAUGGCGUCGUGCAUGCUAGCGGGGCUGAUGCCACGCUAUCAUAAGAAUAAUCGACUCUCAUAAGAGCUCUAUGGCGCUGCGGGCAUUUUUCCCAAGCGUGCCACUUCCCAGUAUAGUUUGCAGCUCUCUUUUUCAUCCAAAUCAUUAUAAUUAGUACAAGAUGCCCUGUUGAACCAGGAGGCAUCACUCAGUACAAAGAGCGCAUAUACGUUGAUACCCCUAUAGAUUAGGUCAUAUGGGUGCAUAACUAGAGACGGUCCUCUUCAGAAGACUUCAGGGGCACCGGCAGUGUUACCUCGCAAAAGUCAUGACAAGACUCUUGCUUUAUAACCUUUACAAUUAGACGACCUGGAGCUUGAGUUCCGAGGAGCAAUAGCGAUUCAGAGGCAUAAUUAUGGUAGAGGACAGAGAUGCCUUUAACUGAAUAUAUAUUCAAAUAUCAGCAAAUUUCGAGAAAUCGAGACUGGAGAAAGCUUUGGAUCAAUGCCUCGGUAUCUGUCUGCUCCAAUUUUGAACACGUGUUAUGUAUUGAUAAUUCACCACUUUAUAGCACAUAUUUUAAGAAAGAUUGUCUUCUAGGGCAUCUUGUAUUCUGUUCUAUCAUGCG